Quercus lobata is the source of this 2076-nucleotide messenger RNA. RefSeq names its product probably inactive leucine-rich repeat receptor-like protein kinase At5g48380. Gene Ontology annotation, biological process: protein phosphorylation. The coding region runs from base 82 to 1959 and encodes 625 amino acids. The transcript is spliced from 2 exons. The record is from RefSeq and is a predicted model, not a curated record. Lineage: Eukaryota; Viridiplantae; Streptophyta; Magnoliopsida; Fagales; Fagaceae. Gene Ontology annotation, molecular function: ATP binding; protein binding; protein kinase activity.
AUAAUUCUAUCUUUCUAUUUCUCAGUAGUUACAUAUAUGGCUUUUUAGUUCUAGCUUUUCUUGCUAAGCACUCACAAGCAAAUGACUCUUAAUGCCAGAGUAUUUGCUGCUCUUUUUCACAUAUUUGCUUGCUUAUUUCUGGAUAUUCUUGAAAUAAGCAAUGGCGUACAGAGUGAUAUCGCCUGCUUGAAGUCAAUUAAACAUUCGCUUGAAGACCCUUACGGCUACCUUAAUACUUCAUGGAACUUCAAUAACAAUACUGAAGGUUUCAUCUGCAAAUUUACUGGGGUCGAAUGCUGGCACCCUGAUGAGAAUAGGGUCUUAAAUCUCAGACUAAGCGACAUGGGGCUCAGCGGCCGGUUCCCUCAGGGCAUUAAAAACUGCACAAGUCUAACCGGGUUAGACCUCUCCUAUAAUGAACUUUCAGGACCCCUCCCAUUUAACAUAGAUCAUUUAGUUGUGUUUCUCACAAUCCUCGACCUUUCCAGCAACAACUUUUCUGGCAAAAUUCCAGUUAGCUUAUGCAAUUGCACUUAUCUAAAUGUCCUUAAACUUGACCACAACCGUCUAACUGGUCAAAUCCCUCCGCAAUUUGUCCUCCUCCCUCGUUUGAAACAAUUUAGUGUUUCUAACAAUAUGUUGUCAGGGCCUGUCCCUUACAUUGAUCCCAUUAUCUCUAUUACAGCCGAUAGCUUUGCUAACAACCCGGGUCUUUGUGGAGCGCCUUUGGAACCCUGUCCAACUCCAAAGCAAAGAAGGAAGUCCGAUUUUUCAUUCAAAGAUGGGUUUCUAGUUGGUUACGCGGUUUCUGCAGUUUCAGUAAUAACUAUUUUUAUGUUCCGGUCCCAUUAUGUGGCUUGCAUGAAUGACAAGCGACGUACUAAGAACAAGAACGAAGAAGCUGAUCAAGUUAACCAGCCGCCAACUAAAGGGCUCCUGCUAGAAGGGAGCAAAAAGAAUUCUCAAUUGGAAGGAAAAGUUACUAGAGUGAACUUUAUAGAACUCAGUGAGGCAUCUAACAAUUUCAGCCCAGAUAAUGCCAUUGGGUUGGGAAAGAUCGGGUUGAUGUACAAAGCAAUGCUUCCAAAUGGUUCACUUCUUGCGGUCAAGAGGUUACAUGAUUGUCAAUCAUUUGAGAAACAAUUCAUAAGUGAGCUCCUAGCUCUAGGUAGAUUGAGACACAAUAACAUAGUUCCUCUCUUGGGAUUCUGCAGAGAGAGGAAGGAAAAGCUUCUAGUGUACCAAUAUAUAUCGAAUGGCAAUCUUUAUGAUUGGCUACAAGCAAGGGAAGGCAAUGAUAAGAUCUUGGAAUGGCCUUUGAGGAUCAAAAUUGCCAUCGGGAUAGCAAGAGGCUUAGUAUGGCUUCACCAUAAGGGCAAUUUUAGAGUAGUCCAUCUUAACUUGAGUUCAAAUUGUAUCUUACUUGAUAAAAAAUUUGAGCCCAAGAUAUCAAAUUUUGGAGGGGCAAAAAUAUCAACUUUUGAAGGAGCAAUGUUCAGGGAUUCAAAUGAGAUUGACUCAAGCAGUAGCUCUUUUGUAGACAAUGGGGUUUGGGAGUUGGGUUUUGUCAAAAAGGAUGUCUAUGACUUUGGAGUUUUACUUCUUGAGCUAAUUACAGGGAAGGAACUCAAUCAAAUCGAUAAUUAUCUAAACAGUUUGUGCGAGGGUUUGGUUGAUUGGAUUACUCAUCUUUUGACAAGUUCUUCCGAUGUCUACAAUGUCAUUGAUAAACCUUUGAUUGGCCAAGGAUUUGAUGGUGAAAUCUUUCAGUUUCUCAGAAUUGCAUGUACUUGUCUUAAGCCCUUUCCUGCUCAAAGGCCAACAAUGCUUGAAUUGUACAAUACAAUAAAUCUUUUGGGGGAGAGAUAUGGCAUCACAAAUGACUUUGAGAUUUUGAGUCAACCUGAAAUUGCUACCGCAAGUACGUCAAAUGAAAUUGUUGAGGUAGAAAUUACAUAGACCAAUUGAAGCAUUGCAUACAAAGUGCAAAAUUAUGUUGAGAAAAAUCAGAAAACAGAUUUUCUUUUGGGUUAUGUUUGUUUGCUAUAAUCUUUUUGUCUUUUUGUCAUCAUUGCC